CUCCGCAGGAAAAGUUCCGCCCACUUCGCUUUAUCAACACAUUUAUCAAUCGAUAAUUGCGCGAUUGAUCAGCCCCGUCUUCGCGUUUAACCCGUUCUGGAGUGAGCAAGUGAAAUUACCGGUGGUUUUUCGUUUUGUGGAAAGAUCGACGCGGAUCUCACUUUAAGAUCCCACAUCACACCAUAGACUUAGCCUCAGGGAUGACUUCUUGUAAACAGUAAGAACGUGCAUUAAUCCCUCCACACAAACAUCCACCGUCACCCCGGGCCGUCACCAUGAGCUCGUCAAAUCGUCAGAGAAAGGAGGUGGCAAGGAGAUUGAAAGCCAAGGUCAAGGACUACUGCUCCGUAGAAAAAUGGAAGGAGCGCUUCCCCAUUUCUAUGUGGUUGCCACGUUACCGUCCAUACAAAGGAGUCAAUGAUGUGAUUGCUGGAUUGACAGUGGGUCUAACUGUGCUACCUCAAGGACUUGCGUAUGCUGGCAUUGCAAAACUUCCGUCAGAGUAUGGACUCUAUGCAGCCAUCAUGGGUGGUUUUAUGUAUGCUCUCUUUGGCAUGUCCAAAGAUAUCUCUGUUGGUCCCACAGCCAUCAUGUCCCUCCUUGUGGCUCAGUAUGGAACACCCCUACCAGGAGACGAUGGAUUGAACGAUCCAACCUAUGCCAUACUGUUGGCAUUCUUCUGUGGAAUAGUCCAACUUGUAUUUGGGGUCCUUCAUUUAGGUUUUAUUGCCAACUAUAUAUCUGCGGUGGUAAUAUCAGGCUUUACCUCUGCAUCAGCUAUUACCAUAGCAAUGAGUCAGGUCAAAACAAUUCUAGGUGUGAAAUUCCCGUCAGAGACUUUUAUUCAUGACCUCAUCGAGACAUUCAAGCAUAUAAAGGAAACAAGGUGGCAAGACCUUACGCUUGGAUUGAGCUGUAUUGUUGCACUUGCUUUAAUGAGAUUCAUGAAGAAUAAGGCACAGAAAAGAAUAGAAAAGCUGGGGAAAAAGCCACCAAUAAGAAAAAAGAUACUCUGGAAAUUCAUCUGGAUUUUUGGAACUGCUCGUAACGCUGUCAUCGUCAUCAUAGCAGCAGCUAUAACAUAUGGUCUCCAUGAGAGUGGCAAUGACGACGUUUUUACCAUUGUUGGUAAUGUCACAGAUGGCCUCCCUCCCCUGGCUGUACCAAACUUUGGAGCAGAUAACAUUAUCAAAAACUUGAAUAUAGGUCUAAUAAUCAUUCCUAUGCUUGGCUUCCUGGAAAAUAUAGCUAUUGUCAAAGGGUUUGCCCGUAAAAAUGGCUACCGUGUAGACACAAACCAAGAGCUUAUAGCGAUAGGUGCUUGUAAUAUUGGUUCAUCGUUUAUAUCGGGGUAUCCUAUAACAGGCAGCUUUUCAAGGUCAGCGAUUAACGAGCAGAGUGGGGUAAUGACCCAGGCUUCUGGCAUCAUUACAGGGACACUGGUCAUCAUCUCUCUUGCUUUCCUUUCACCAGUAUUCUUCUAUAUUCCUAAGGCUUCAUUAGCAGCUGUGAUUAUCUAUGCAGUCAUCUUUAUGAUAGAUUACCACAUUGUUGUCAAGCUGUGGAGGAUCAGGAAACCUGACCUUAUCACCCUAGCCAUGACCUUUUUUGUUUCAUUGUGGCUGGGAGUUGAGUAUGGCACCAUUAUCGGUAUCUUAGUAGAUCUCCUUAUGCUGCUAUAUCCCUAUGGCAAACCUGGCUUCACUUCUGAUGAAGAGGAGGAUCGGAGUGUUGUUAUUAUCCAUAUGGAGCAAGGUCUCAGGUUUCCUGCAGUAGGUGAGCUUCAGAACCUCCUUGACGACAAAGCUCUCAUCCAGGAGAAGCCGCCUGCAGCCAUCUUAGAUUUCUCUAAUGUUUCCUCCAUGGAUUACUCGGUUGUUGAGGGUCUGAAAGACAUUGUCAGAUCAUUUUCAAAGAGGAAAAGCAGACUGGCACUUGCUGGUGUGAGGCCCAAGAUGAAAAGCAUGAUUGACAGUGCAGACAUCAAGGAGGUAGUCAUCUACGAUACCAUAGAUGAUGCCCUUGAAGGAAUGGAUGACGCCCUGGAGAGGAUGGUUGUCGAUGACGAUAACCAGAACCAUCAGGGUGUGCAGCUUUCAAACUUGAAUCCUGGUUCAACUGAAAGAGCAAAUAAUGUCAUUGAAGUGGACAUAGAGGAGGAGGAGGAGAUCGAUACUACAAACAAGGACCAGGUGGAUGCGAUUCUGAAGGGAAAAAGCAAACAAGAUGGAAGCCUGGAAAAUAAGACUAUUCAAGAGAGCCAACAGGACAGUCAUCAGGAUAAAAGCAAUCCAGAUGAUAGUAUCCAAGAAGUGAAUGUCCAAGUAUCUGAGCUAUGAUCUCAGUGGCUCCUUGGGAUGAAGCCUAACUAUUGGAAUUGCAAAGUUCAAAGACCAGGGGCCUGUAACACAUAGGUUAGCAAUGAUCGUAGAACAUUUUCCUACAGUUGAUUCCAUUGAUUACAAUGUACAAUCAAUCAUGAAAAUCAAGCGUACGAUUAAUCGCUAACCUUUGUGUUACAGGGCCCAGGGCGGUGUGACACAAGACAAAAGCCCGUAUUCUGAAGUCAGGUUUAAUUUAAACUCUGGUUUAAAGUUGUGGUUUAACUGUGGGAAGCCAGUUGUGACAUAAUUCUGUAACAGUAGGGGUUGAAUGUAUCAGCUCAUUUCAGUCUCAAAUAAUUCUUAAUUGUCUGGGAAGGAUGAAUAAGAUAGUUGUCUUCACCAUAACAAAAUUAGGAAAGAGCACAGUGAACAUUAGAAGCAUUCAAUGAAAAUAUAAUUUUGACAUAUUUGGCUUCCCAUAAUUUUAGCACAGAGUUAGACCAUGGUCUAAUAAAUUACAGGGCCUUGGCAUUUAAUCUAAGUCUUGUUUUUGCGCUUAAUUACAUUGAUUAUUGUGUGCAAUCAAGCAUACAAUUCCACUGAACGAUCAAUCCCUAAGGUGUGUAAGAGCUAGGCAACAUGUAUAUGUGAGAUUUAAGGCAGGAACUGAUAGCUUGACAUGAGAUCACCAGGCCUGAAACACCAAUUUUAGCUAUUUGUUGUACACUUGAUUUGUGUGCUUGUUGCAUGUAAUGAAACAUAAAAAUCAGGUCUAAGAUAAAAUGCUAUAUUUUGUGUUACCGGGCCCAGGUGUUGUGUAUAUUGUCAAAUGUAUACGCUUUGAUCAGUGUUCUGGCUAGACCCAUUUUAAUGGUGGUCACUAUUUCAUGUCUUUACAAAGUUUUUCAGGCCGAGUUAGUGGUUAUAUUAAGCCGAAAGUGAAGGAACGUCAAUGUAAACACAAUCUGACAUUAGCAAAUUUUUCAAAAUAAACUAAUAUUGAUCAAAUAUGAGAAUGUUUAAUGUAAAUUAUGCAUUUAAAGCAAGAUUAAAGACAGAAAUGUAUGCAAGAGCAAUUCCUCUUUUUCAAGGAGUUAGUUUGAAACACUUUUUAUUUGCAAUUAGUGGUGGACGGAAGCAGUGUAUUUCAUGAUGAGUGGUGGUCUGAAAUCUUCUGUACCUGUGUGCCCGACCGACCGCUGUUGUCCACUGUAGCUAUAACACUGGAUGUGAUGAAGAUAUCAAGCAUGAGUCCCUGAUGCAGGAAUCUCAUACCAUAUAUGCAUUAGAGUUGGCAUGUGAAACAUAUGAACAGUGCAUGGGCUAUUGUGCACUAUACUGAAUAUGUGCAUGACAAAAACUAUUCAUUCCACUUGUUUUUUCUUUAUAAAAACAUGUCUUACCAAGUAUUCUUAUAGAAUUUGAUUUUGUUUAAUAUAUGAUGAAAGAGCACAGAUUGUUAAAUACCUUGCCAAAGGGCAUAGGUGCUAUGACGGGGGAUCAAACCCCAUACUUUCAUGUGUAUAGGCGGUCCCCUCAGACCACUUGCCCAUGGCAUCACCAUGUUGUUUUUGUUUUGCCAGUGUUUAUGUGCACUUUGGAAGGAAAGGAGCCCUCUACUGUUUGACAUUAUGUAGCUGAUAAAUAUAGAUUGAAGACCUGAUUUUGAAUAUGCUGCCUGAGUACUUAUUAUUGCAGAUAGAGCUGAGAUCCUAACUUUUGGUUAGUUUUUAUCUAUAGUUUGAAAGAUAUGGUUAAUUAUUGCUAUACGGUGUAUCAAUUUAUGUUUACAUGUAUUCAUGUACUAAAUGAUUCAGGUACUUUUCCUUUUGGUCUGUUUUUGUUUUGAUAAUACAUUUUCUUUUGUACCUUGUUUUAUAUUGAUAAAUCUAUUUCACAAUAGAUGAACAGAAUUUAUGUAUUGAUUGUGUGUUUUCUUUUUAGGAGGAUAUGUCCACUAGAAGCAUAAUCAUUGUAAAAAAAUAUUUUUAUUUUUCAUAUAUGUAUAAGACAUUUUAAAAGAAAUUUUUUAUAUUUAUCAUUGGCUCUGCAUAUGAUAAGUCUGUGCAAUUCUUUAAUGUAUAAUGUAACUUCAAAUAUAGUGUGUGACUUGGACUUGUACCAAAUAAUGAAGAACAUUUUAAAUGAAAUGA
This is a messenger RNA of Lytechinus pictus (painted urchin), 4477 nucleotides long. RefSeq names its product sodium-independent sulfate anion transporter-like. Bases 276 to 2339 code for a protein of 687 amino acids. The transcript is spliced from 16 exons. Gene Ontology annotation, biological process: transmembrane transport. Gene Ontology annotation, molecular function: sulfate transmembrane transporter activity. Lineage: Eukaryota; Metazoa; Echinodermata; Echinoidea; Temnopleuroida; Toxopneustidae. Gene Ontology annotation, cellular component: plasma membrane. The record is from RefSeq and is a predicted model, not a curated record.